AAAGGCAAUCUUUUUCAUAACAUCAUAAUCAUCCAUAACAAUCCAUAACAAUUCUUGUAUUUAAAUCUAAAGUAUGGUCCCUGUGCUGUGCCAAUCAAAUCGCCUACAACUUUCUGUCACAGUUUCCUCUGUGUUACUGCAGGCUAACCUUUGCCCUGGCUGUGUUUGGUAUUUCAUAAUGCUGACCUCUGAUCACAGCAGUCCGGGAAAUCAUUUGGAAAUCUGGACUCUAAACAAAUGAAUCUCUGUUGUGGUUUGACAAACAUGGGAGAAACUCAAAAAUGCUGCAAUGUUUGCUGAAUGUUUUAACUGUCAAAUGUACUCAAUUUAAGUUGAAACUAAAGACUUUAACCACAUUUAGUUUAUUAAUCAACAUCUUUAUCAUGAUUGAAUCAGCUUUCAGAUUAUGACCUUUAAAUGUAUUUGCGAUCUCUCUAAGUUCCCAUUGUCUGUAUGCACAUAGCACAAUAUGAAUAUGAUGUAAUGGUUGUAAAAUACUCAAUCAUUAUGACUACAUUGAUGAAGUAUUCUAUAAAUGUUCAUUACUGUCUUGUAAUGAUCUUUAUAUGUCAUAACUCUGACUUAUGUUAACAUUAUGAUGAGAGACCGGUGUGUUGAACUGUUUUUACCCCCGAGUGUGUCUGCAAUGUUGUUUGUUUCAUUGGAUCAGUGUGUGUGCUUGGAGUAACGAGGGGUGUCAGAGUCACAGAUACUGACUGUUUACUCCACAUUUCUUCACUUUUUGGGGAAGUGCCCUCAACAAUCAUUAACCUGUUCUGAUUUGAAAUGGGCUCUUCACUCUAACAUUUUUAUUCCUGACAAAAUGUGGGUGAGAUAUCUCGGGUUUGUUAUUCUUUUCGGCCUUCCAGGAGCACUGCAUGCUCAGCCUUGUGGCGCUCCAGGCCUUGAUGGUGGUUAUUUUGUCCCGGAACAAGAAACGUAUUCUCAUGAAAUUGAGAUAACUUACGCCUGUGAUAGUGGACGUAAACCUGCAGUGGAGGGAUGGUGGGCAACAAGCACAUGUCAAAACGGGGUAUGGUCUCCUGAACCGCAAUGUAUAGGCGAAGAGGACUGCCUUCCACCUGAGAUACCCAACGCAAAAUUCAAUAAGAAACAAAGUGGUUGGUAUAACCCAGGAAACACAAUAAGGGUAACAUGUGACAACGAAUAUGAGCUGAAGAACAGGGAUGCCACAGCCGUUUGUUUAAAUGGAACCUGGACCUCUGUUCCUGUCUGUGAGAUAAGAAACAAUACAUGUGGUGAACCCCCUCAAAUCCCCCAUGCAGUCAUCAUUGGUCAGAAAUAUCAGGAGAUUUUUGCUGCAGAUUCCGAAGUUAGAUAUGAAUGUGAAGAUGGAUACUCUGUGGAGGGAGCAGAAAGCCAAAAAAACAUCUUCUGCAUAUCCGGAAGCUGGAGUGAAGGCCCAAAGUGCAGGAGAGGAACCAGACAAAAUACUGGACACGGUGGCUCAGUAGAGGUCACCACAUCUGCUGGCAGUGGGACGCAAACUGUGGGUGGAGGUAGUGGAUCUUCAGCUGGAGGAACAGCUGGCGGACACUCUACAUCCACAGAAAGUGGGACACAACCUGGGGGUGGUGGCAGAGGAAGUGGGGAUGUUGUACGUGGUGGACCUACAAUUACAGGUACUACAUCCACCGGCAGUGGUACACAACCUGUUGACAGAGGAUCUUCUACCACAUCUGUUUCGAAUGACAGAAACAGUAAGCCUGCUUUCAUACCAGUCAACGAAUGCGGAGUCUCCCCAGUUAUUCCAAAUGGUGUUGUUGUGCAAACGGAGCGUUUAUAUUUGAAAUACCAAUGUAAUUCUUAUUACACACGAGUGGGACCAGAGAUUGUGGUGUGUACCAACGAUGGCAGAUGGUCAGAACUUCCCUUCUGCCAAGAGGCUUUCUGUGUCGUGGAUCUUGCUCAGUAUUCUGGGAUUCAGAUUAGGCAAACUGGAAAAGAAUAUAUUAAGGAAGGAGAGACGAAGAAGGUGUACUGUUCCUCUUAUGAAUACGUAAUUUUUACUUGCACUCAGGGAAGACUAACCUACACCCAAUGUAAGUACAUACCAUCAUUUUACAGUCUCUCCCAAUGUUUUAGUUUCAGCUUUUUGUCAUCAGCUGUAUACGAACUGUUGUCUCAAGGAUCCAAGUUGAUUUAGAGCCAUUUAACUGUUAUAGCUUCAAAAAUAUUAAAUAAAAAAAACAAUCCAAACUCCAAAAAGAGAAUGAAAUUUGAAUAUGUAUUUAUUGAUUAUUAAAUGAUUGAUGUAUUUAGUGGAUAAACUUGCAAUUUUUUAAUUUAGUUUCAUUGAAUGAAAAGCAAAACAAAUUAACCAAAUACUCUACUGAUAAUGACUGCACUAAAUUGAAUGUGUUAUAGAACUCCAUUGCUGUCCAACUAUUAAAGAAACAUAAAUUAGCCACACUACGUGACAUGUUUCUUAAUUAGGAUAAGCAUGGUCCCUUUAUCU
This is a messenger RNA of Labrus mixtus (cuckoo wrasse), 2479 nucleotides long. Its product is annotated as complement factor H-like. The coding region runs from base 824 to 2167 and encodes 447 amino acids. NCBI's taxonomy places the organism in Eukaryota, Metazoa, Chordata, Actinopteri, Labriformes, Labridae. The transcript is spliced from 10 exons. The record is from RefSeq and is a predicted model, not a curated record.